CUGAAAAUCAAGAGAAGGGCCUUUCAGUCAAUUGUUAUGUCCGUAUAGAGGUAUGGCAGAAAUUAGACUCGUGGAACGCUUUAGGCGAUAGUAUGGAUGUUUUCAGAUGAUCAAGGAUAGGGACCAAGAAGUUGAAGGUUUCACAAAAAUUUCCUAUUCUUUUUCUCUCUCUCCCAAACUGCCCUAACAAUGAUAGUAGGAGGGAUGUAUCGUUAAGUCAUCCCCUAUGCUGCCUAAGCUGAAGAAAAUUGAUUGUCAGAUAGGAUUGUCUUGCUGACAACACAGUGAAAUACAAGGUAAUGAAGCUGGGGACAAUGGGAAAAUGAAUGGUGUCCUGUUUGAUGGCUUGCUUUGUGAUGAUGUAAACACUGGGAGGUGAAUAGAUAAAAGGCAACAUUCCAGGGCAAGGCUCAGUUUUGGGGGUGUUGCUCUGCCAAGAUGGAUGGGGAAGGAGAAAUUUGUAAGCAAGGCACCGGAGAGCGAUUAUAUGAAGCUGACCAUGAGGGUACACCCAAUUUUUUUUUUUGUGAAAUUGAAGGGACAGAAAGACACCAUCCUGAAGUUUGAGAGCAAAGAUAAAUCUAUUUCACGGAAUAUUUCUAUGGAUGCGAGUUUGGAGCAGGUGAAGGAAUCUCCAACAGUUUCAUUUCCGUCUCCUAUGAAACCAUCACUUUCAAUGCCUUCUACUUCAUCUUUGUUGGCGUCUCCCUUGUUGUCCCAAGGUCACCUGCCUCCUGCCAGCUCAACCCCUUCAAAGUGGCCCCGCCAUUCUCCAGGACAUCAGCUUUUAAGGCAAGUAUCUGAUAGUCAAAUCCCUGGAUUCAAGUCUCCCGACAGCUACUCAAUCUCCGAAGAAAGGCCAGACUGCUACUCAGUUUCUGAAGAAAGGCCAGCGCUCCCUUCGUGGAGCAAUGAAUCAGCUAGGGGUUCCCGUGGGGGGUCUUCAGAUGGUUGGUCUAUGCAUGCAUUUUCUGGGUUAAUGGCCUCUUCUCGAAGAGAAAGGUGGUCUUUUGAUAGUGAGUCCUUUGGCUUUAAUCGUGAGAAGUUAACCAGAUCCAGUAGCCGAUUUUCAACUUCUCCUUCUGUUGAUCUGCAAACUUGUGGGGUUUGCUCAAAGCUUUUGACUGAGAAAUCCUCAUGGAGUGGCCAAAAGAUUAUUGCUAAUAAUGAGCUUUCUGUAGUUGCCGUGCUUACUUGUGGGCAUGUAUAUCAUGCUGAGUGCUUGGAGAAUAUGACACCUGAAAUUAAUAAGUAUGAUCCAGCUUGCCCAGUCUGUACUUUUGGGGAGAAGCAGACCCUGAAGUUGUCUGAAAAAGCACUGAGAGCUGAAAUGGAUUUGAAGGCUAGAAAUAAGAGAUCAAGGAACCGAGUUGUGGAUAGCGAUCUUGAUGGUGAUUCUUUUGUGCUUGAUCGCUUGAAAAGUGGUGAACGUCAUGGGAAAGGUCCCAAGAUGGCCCUCAGUUCCAGCAUGAAAAGCUCCUUGGGGAAGCCUUUCCUGAGGCGGCACUUUUCAUUUGGCUCAAAGGGGUCUAAAAGCUUGUCAGAGAGCCAUUCUGCAAGAAAAAAGGGAUUCUUCUGGGCAAAAUCAAGCAGGGAGUGAGCAAAAACCCUAAACUGCCAGGAGAUUCCAGUGUUGAUCUCUACAUCUCAGUUGGAGAAAGAAUUGUGAAGAGUGCAAGAUUUCCUUCUUCAAGAUUUUGUUAUGAAAAUCUGCUUCUGCAUACACACACUGAAAUUUCAACAGCAUUAGCUUGUUGGUUUAGACUGUAAAGAAGAGAAAAGAAAAUAUAUAGAAGGAACAGUUCAAUAUAAAAGAAAGUAGAAUGAAAAUGCAUCAUUAGACUGGUGAUCUCAUUCUUAUUUUGUACAGAUUAUUGUUUCUUGCAUGGACACAUAAAUGAAUUGAUCCAAAUGAGCCUUUAUAUGGUUAAGGGAACUCUGGAUGUGCCAAAAAGGCAAUAUCAUACCGACUUAGCAUUGUGUGCUUUAGUGGAAGGGGUGGUAUUUACUAGGCAAUAGACUUAUAAUUGUUUUAA
This is a messenger RNA of Corylus avellana, 2036 nucleotides long. NCBI's taxonomy places the organism in Eukaryota, Viridiplantae, Streptophyta, Magnoliopsida, Fagales, Betulaceae. The record is from RefSeq and is a predicted model, not a curated record.